AUGGAACAUUACCAGCUCAGGGAGUGGAACGAUCAUCUACAACAGGAAAGGAGGGUCCCAGAGUACUACUACGCUGAUGGUGGAAGAGAGGCUGUUCCCCCAGCGAUGAUCACUGUACGCGAGGGCCACGAUGAGUCGUAUCUCACGGUUUACCCUACACGAGAUAUCUUCUGUGUUACUUCCGACAGUGGUGAAUCAGUCUUUUGGUCAGGGGAUAGGAGAAAUAUCAUUCAUAGUCUCCCUUUCGCCAACAGUGCCUCCAAAACCCUGGGUGUGCAAAAUUUCGCCAUCGAGUUCGACCCCAGUUGGAACCGUUUCCUUCCAGCCAACAUAUACACUUUGAAGGAGGAGAAAUCCGCUCGAGGUUACUUGGCGAGGAUGCUUGAAAACCUAGCAGACUGUUCAUUUUGGACCAAACUGUGGCUUAUCGACAAGAAUGUUCGUUGGUCCACAACAUCUGACAGGGAAGUUGGCCCGGUAUUCUAUGACUACGACCGCGAGUACGUUCAAAUCGAGGUUUCCGAUACCGACCCUGAUCCAAAUAGUGGAGCGAACGAGAGCCCUGUGGCGUGCUUCAUACGAAGGCUUGGGGAAUUGGGCGAUAAGGAUUACACGGGGCGCUACAUGCGCGCUGGCGACGAUGAAGUCGACCCAGGUUUUUGGGCCACCGACCCCUCCGAGUUCUUGGUUAAGGAGUGGAUUAGGCUCUUGGUUCGUCGAGACAACCAGGUUGUCGGCGAUGUCGAUGGAUCAAAACGGAGUAUGAGGUCUGAUAUGAACAUUGAGUCGAGUUAG
Molecule: messenger RNA, 795 nt
Organism: Fusarium keratoplasticum
Lineage: Eukaryota; Fungi; Ascomycota; Sordariomycetes; Hypocreales; Nectriaceae
Product: 2EXR domain-containing protein
Exons: 1
Coding region: 1-795 (264 amino acids)
Source: RefSeq, a predicted model, not a curated record